Messenger RNA from Pseudoliparis swirei, 1938 nucleotides. RefSeq names its product 23 kDa integral membrane protein-like. Lineage: Eukaryota; Metazoa; Chordata; Actinopteri; Perciformes; Liparidae. The transcript is spliced from 9 exons. The coding region runs from base 98 to 826 and encodes 242 amino acids. The record is from RefSeq and is a predicted model, not a curated record. Gene Ontology annotation, cellular component: membrane.
GGCCUCGUUUAUCUGGUCGUUUAUCUGGCUGCUCACAUCCUCACAUCCUCACAGGUCACAGCGUCAGCUCCCAGAGAGACUUCUGAACAACCGAAAGAUGGGGAAAAUUAACGGAGUCCUAAAAUGCCUCUUUGUGUUCUUCAACGUGCUGUAUGCAAUCCUUGGAUGUGUUCUGAUCUACUUGGUGGUGAAGAGCAGCAGCUACGGCAACCAGGCGGAGCAGCUGUCAACGCUCGGGGGCCCGAGCAUGGGUUGGGGUUGGGUGUUUGCCAUCGGCAUCCUCGCCAUCGCCUGCUUGGGAAUCUACGCAGGAGUCUCGGAGAAUGUCUACGCCCUCAAAGCAUUUGCAGGCCUAAUGGUGGUUGGAAUGAUCAUCAUGAUGAUCUUUGGCAUCAUUGUGGUUGUCGUAAGAAACAAGGUCAAAGAAGAACUUGACAACACCUCUUCUGAGGUGGUCAAGCCCUUAAUGGAAAACAAGGAGUUAAGAGCGGCGCUGGAGGAGAUACAGAGCGCUGUGAGGUGCUGUGGAGUGGUGAGCGCUCAGGACUGGGGCGGCAACAUCCCCAACAGCUGUCGCUGCCGAUCUAACUCGUUUGAAUGUGCACUCAAACCUCAGGGAAGCAGUGGCCCAGAUGAAAUCUAUAAACAGUCCUGCAGUGAAUUCCUCUUUUCGUGGGCCAACUUCUUCUGCCAGAUCAUGAUGGGCUUCUUCUUUGGAUUGGCUGUCACAGCGCUGCUCGGCCUGCUGAUCUCCAUCCUGAUGGUCCACCAGAUCAAACGUCACGACGGCGGCGCAGGACUGUCCAUUGCCAUGAAGGGCUACUAAAAGAAACCCCUCCCCCGACCCCUGACCUCUGCACUGUAAAGGAGGACUCAGUGGUCAAAACAAGGCCUCUUCUUCUUCACUCUUCUAUUUUCUGGCUUCUGACCAGAAGAUUACAUUUCUUUACUUCCAGCUUUCUAUGACAGAGACUGUUGCUUGAAUAGCGAACAUUUAUAUUUUUGUUAUCUCUUUUUGUGUUUUUAAUGGUUUGUAGUAUAAUACUUGUCUUAUGUAACAGAGACAUAUCGUAGAAUAGAAGCACUCUGCGCACAACCUUCAGCACGUCUGACUGUACAGCUUUAUUAACCUGGGGGGGUCGUAACAUCCAGUGUUUAAAUCCUUAUAUUUUCUAUCUUAAGCCCCCGAGACACAUCAGGAAAUAGCACGGCGAAGUUCCUGAACGCUUCAUUGCUAAAAGCUUGAGGGUGAUAACUCUCAGCAAGCGAGUCGUCUCCUUCAGCAACUUCACAUUGUUCGUGCUCAAGACAUUCGUGGAAAACCAUCUGCAAACCAUUUCUCUUUUGGGGAACAGCUGGACAGAUUCGGCCAUGUUGGAUUUUUCCUUCCCGUGAAAAGGGUCAACGCUGUCCAAUUGGUUCCUUCUGGUCAACGGCAUUGGUUCAGAGCUGAGCGUGGCCAGAUCUCGACGUAGAGUUGAUCGUAAAUGAAUCAUUUUAGCUUUUCGUUUGUCCAGAGAUUAGUUCAGCAUAUGUUUAGCCUAGCUUAGCACAACGGGAAACUGUUGCCUAGCUUUAAAAACUCGCCAGAAUCUGCACAUUCACAAGAGGGAGGGAUUAAACAAAGAAAAGAGCCCAACACACCUCCUCAGCUUAAGAGUUCAGGUCAGAAGUACUCUUGAGCGGUAAGCUGUAUGUGUUAUUCUACAUAUUGUCCGUGCAUAUGACUAUGACUAUGUGAACGUUCGGUCAUGUAGAAGCAGAACAAUGUGCCGUGAACUGAAGGCUUGUUUCCACGUGGCUAAAUAGGAUAAAACUCCCGGCAACACUUGCAGCACUGAAACUCUAAAUUAGCUUAAAGACGCUUUGUAGAAGUCGCCUUUGUGUGUCGCUACCGUUGUUCGUGUGGAGGCCGAAAUAAAAUGGGAUUAAAUCUCU